Messenger RNA from Paramecium octaurelia, 320 nucleotides. Lineage: Eukaryota; Ciliophora; Oligohymenophorea; Peniculida; Parameciidae. The record is from the annotation of a GenBank genome assembly.
AUGAAUUAUCAUAACUUUAUUUUAUAGCUUCUCCAUGUUAGAAUAAUCUCUGUCAAAAACUCACACACUUUCUAAAGUGGAUCUAAAUUAUUCUUUAGCUUAAUAUAUUGGAGUAAAUUUAAUUCUUUUGGUGAAAAUUACACUUCUCAACUGCUAUUUGUUCUAGGUAUUGAUCAUAAGUAUCUAUAGCAAAUGAUGUGAAUUUUACAGCUUCCUUUUUUAAUGAUUCAGUCAACAUUAAAGCUGAUACCGCUCAAAUACAUGUAAUAAGUGAUCUUGAAAUGGUUGCAUUUUAUAAAUUAAUAUAUAAAAUUUAAUGA